AUGUGGCGCCCCGGCCCCGUCGUGAUGAUGAAGAAGAUGAGCGUCUUGUUGGUGGUGGUGCUGAUGAUCUUGUUCGGCGGCCCUCUUAGCACUAGUAGUGCCACUGCAUCAGCCGCAGGUGGCAACGCCACGAGAUCGGUAGGCAAUGGCAAGCACAAGCACCAGAAGCCGAAGCCGCUGGCGCCUGCCCUGAUCGUGUUCGGCGACUCCAUCGUGGACCCGGGUAACAACAACGACAUCCACACCAUCAUCAAGGCCAACUUCCCGCCCUACGGCAACGACUUGCAGAACCACCGACCCACGGGGAGGUUCUGCAACGGCAGGAUACCCACCGACUUCAUCGCCUCCCGCCUCGGCAUCAAGGACCUCCUGCCGCCCUACCUCUCCCCACAGCCGCUGGAGAAGCACGACCUCGUCACGGGCGUCAGCUUCGCCUCCGGCGGCACGGGGUUCGACCCGCUCACGCCGCAGCUGGCCUCCGUCAUCUCGCUCCCCGACCAGCUGACCAUGUUCCACGACUACCUGGCCAAGGUGCGCGACGCCGCCGGGGACGCCAGGGCCUCGGAGAUCCUGUCCCGGGGCAUCUUCGCCAUCUGCGCCGGCAGCGAUGACGUGGCCAACACCUACUUCACGCUGCGCGCGCGGAGCAACUACGACCACGCCUCGUACGCGCAGCUCCUGGUGCAGCACGCCACGGGCUUCGUGGAGGACCUCAUCCGCGCCGGCGCGCGCCGCGUCGCCUUCAUCGGCAUCCCGCCCAUCGGCUGCGUCCCGUCGCAGCGCACCAUGUCUGGCGGGAUCGACCGCGGGUGCUCGCAGGGCCACAACGAGGUCGCCGUCGCCUACAACGCCGGGAUGGUGCAGCAGCUGGCGGCGCUGAGGGCAAAGUACCCCGGCACGCUGCUCGUGUUCAUGGACAUCUACGGCUUCCUGUACGACAUGAUGAUGCACCCGCGCAGCUACGGCUUCACGGAGUCCACCAGGGGAUGCUGCGGCACGGGGCUCCUCGAGGUCUCCGUCCUCUGCAACGGCGUCACCUCCGCCGUGUGCCAAGACGUCGGCGACUACCUCUUCUGGGACAGCUACCACCCCACGGAGAAGGCGUACAAGGUCCUCGCCGACUACGUCUUCGACAACUACGUCGAGCUCAUCCUCGUCUAG
Messenger RNA from Miscanthus lutarioriparius, 1161 nucleotides. The record is from the annotation of a GenBank genome assembly. NCBI's taxonomy places the organism in Eukaryota, Viridiplantae, Streptophyta, Magnoliopsida, Poales, Poaceae.